AUGGCGACUGGAUUGAACUCAUCGAAUGACGAACCGCUUUCAAAUUCAAAUUCAAAGAAAAAGUGGGUUCUGGAGACACUAGAGGAUUUUCUAGAGCAAUCAUCACCGACUGGAACAGAACAGGAGUUGAACUGGUUUGAUGAUACUGUUGACGACGACAUUAGCGACACGGAUCCAUUAGAAGAGCUGGAUGCUUUAGCAAACAAUCAUCUGGACGAAGAGCAUCUACGAGAUUACGACUUAUCGUUCUCACGAGAAGACGGCCCCCGUAUGCACCAUACAAAUGAUAACAACUCAAGCAAUAGUAGUGUUAAAGAUGGCAGCAGCAGCAGCAGCAGCAUCAACCGAUCGUACAACUCUUCACGUAGCAAUAUUGAUGGUAUCCUAUGGCCGAUUAUGCGACCAGUGGGCGAAAUGCUGUACGAGAAAGUAGCAUUUGCAUUAUUCAUGGUGGUGUAUUCAAUCAAAGAAACUGUACUGGCUUGGUUCGCCUUCAUCGAUGCAGCGAUGAUAUACAUUUACAACUUUGUAUUAAAGAUCAUGCAAAGUUGCGGUGUGAUGCGUAACCGACCGCACGGUAAUCCGCUACGAAUGUUGGGACAACGAAAGCAAUCACAAAGGAUCUUUUGUUGGAUUGCCGUUGGAAUCUAUCUUUGGAUGUUCUAUGCAUACCUUCAUCGCGACCAGUCAUCCGUCAUCGUCAAAUCUAAUACCUUGUAUGAUUCGUUUUACCACAUAUUUAACGGUCAUGAUCAGCCUCAGUUCCUCUCACCUGAAUCACCGUUACCGCAUACUGCCCCGUCUUUCCCGGCCCAGUCAGGACAGCAGCAACCCGAUUCAUCAACAGCAACUGGCAUGCUUAUUGGCGAAGAAAAUGCAGAAACAAUCCGCGCAACUGUUGAACGUAUCCUAUCCAGCUUUGUUCCAGGAACAACGAACGGUAAGCAGAUGGACUUUAUCAGCAAUUUACAGGCGUACAUGAACGACCAUUAUGUAAAACGCACGGAGCUCCAGGAAAAGCAGCUUUCGUCGCCACCAUCGUCAUCUUCAUCAUCAUCAUCAUCACAAGACAAAUACGAAAACGCUGAACACAAACAAGAGCUCUUCUUGCAACAAGUCGCCGACUUUGCACUUGCCACACGUGGCGCACGAAUAAUACCCAAAAUGACCUCUUCAACAUAUUCAACUAGUAACCGCCAUCUUUGGAAAGCUGCGAUCGCACGCGCGGUGGGCAUUCAUCCAGGAACCUAUCGCGCAUCGCCUCUGAUUGCAUUAUUGCCUGAUACACACGUGGGUCAGUGCUGGCCCAUGACCGGAACGAAUGGAACCCUUGGUAUCAUGCUAAGCCAACCGAUCGCAAUUAAGAGUGUUACCUUGGAAUACCCAGAUAGAGAACAGACCGUGAACACGAGCAGCGCACCACAUGCAUUUGAAAUAUGGGGUUUACACAAAGUCGAGGUCCCCGUGUUCUCCUCUGUCCAGUGGCCUUGGUCCUAUCCUGAAAACGAUAAAGAUACGAACUCAAAGCUGCUGGGUUCGUUCCAAUAUGAUGUCCAGACAGGUCGAUCGGUCCAGACAUUCAAUGUCAACAACGAGCAUGACGAUGUGUUUGAAGCUGUUGUGAUCCGUAUCCUUUCCAAUUGGGGUCAAAAGGCAUAUACUUGUCUUUAUCGUGUACGAGUCCAUGGCGAGGCAUUGUAA
This is a messenger RNA of Zychaea mexicana, 1701 nucleotides long. RefSeq names its product UNC-like C-terminal-domain-containing protein. Gene Ontology annotation, biological process: nuclear envelope organization. The transcript is spliced from 3 exons. Gene Ontology annotation, molecular function: protein-membrane adaptor activity. Lineage: Eukaryota; Fungi; Mucoromycota; Mucoromycetes; Mucorales; Lichtheimiaceae. Gene Ontology annotation, cellular component: nuclear envelope; meiotic nuclear membrane microtubule tethering complex. The record is from RefSeq and is a predicted model, not a curated record. Bases 1 to 1701 code for a protein of 566 amino acids.